This is a messenger RNA of Auxenochlorella protothecoides, 1668 nucleotides long. RefSeq names its product mRNA 3'-end-processing protein rna-14. The record is from RefSeq and is a predicted model, not a curated record. Gene Ontology annotation, cellular component: nucleus. Bases 1 to 1668 code for a protein of 555 amino acids. Gene Ontology annotation, biological process: mRNA 3'-end processing. Lineage: Eukaryota; Viridiplantae; Chlorophyta; Trebouxiophyceae; Chlorellales; Chlorellaceae. Gene Ontology annotation, molecular function: mRNA binding; protein binding. The transcript is spliced from 9 exons.
AUGGGGGGGAGCGACCGUGCCACCUCCUUGCGGGCCAGGGUGCAGGCCGAUCCAUACGACCAGGAUGCAUGGGACGAUCUCUUAGAUGAACUCAAGACACAGAAGGAUGUCACAGCAGUGCGCGAAGCAUACGAGGCCUUGCUUGCAGAGUUCCCAACAGCGGCCCUGUACUGGAAGGACUUUGCCGAGUUCGAGGUUGGCCACGGCGGAAACAACGCCGCCAAAGUGGUGUACAGCCGCUGCCUGCUGCAGUGCCCCAACACCGAUCUGUGGCGGUCGUACCUCCAGCUCGUCCGUCGGGUGAACGAGAAGCGCGGCGCUGCCGGGCUGGGCGAGGUGCGCCAGGCCUUCGAGUACACCCUGGAUCGCCUGGGCCAGGACGUGGGGUCUGGCGCCAUCUGGCAGGACUACGUGGCCUUCCUGCAGGCCCCACGCCUCGGCUCGCCCGAGCUGGCGGCGCUGUUCGGCGGCGCCGACGCCUCGCAAGAGGACAGCGCGCGGAUGGUGGCCCUGCGCCGUGCCUUCCAGAAGGCCAUCCUGGUGCCCGGCCCCGCCUCGGACGCGCUGUGGGCCGCCUACGAGGCCUUUGAGCUUGCGGGCGCCAACAAGGCGCUGGGGCGGCGUGCGGAAACCGUGGCGGGGCUGGGGCCCGACGCGGCGGGGGCGGGUGAAAGUGACAACGACACCAAGGGGCUGGGCCUGGACCAGGCCCAGGGGACGCUGGCCUGGGUGCAGUACCUGCGCUUCUGCGCGCGGGCGGAGAGCCUGACCGCCGCGCGCAAGGCCUUCCUCCGCGCACGGCGCUGGGAGGGCCUGGGCUGGCAGGCCUUUGCCGCCAGCGCCGACCUGGAGUGGGCGGCGGCGGGCGGGGUGGACACCGUGCCGCGCAAGAUCCUGGAGCUGGGGCUGGAGCGACACCUGGCGGAGCCGGGGUACGUCCUGCACUACCUUGCCUUCCUCAGAGGGCUGGGGGACGUGGCCAACGCCCGGGCGCUGCUGGAGCGGGCGCUGCCCGCCAUGCCUGCCGAGCGCGGCCGCCCGCUGUGGGACGCGUACCUGGUGCUGGAGGCGGAGGCCGGCACGCUGGGCACGCUGCGCGGCGUGGAGGAGCGGCGCCGCGUCGCGCUGGCCGCGCUCGGACCCCCGCGCCCCGCGUCCGCCGAGGCGGUGGCCGAGGCCGGGCUCAAGUACGGCGCGCUGGGCCUGCUGCCCGCAUUCAUCCGCGACCUGCCGCCUGCCCACGCACUGGACGGCCCCACCCCCGACGUGGACCAGGUGUUGAGCGUGAUCAUGGCCAACGAUUACUCACCCGCCGGCAUCGACGCGCACGAGUUCGCGGCGGCGCGCGAGCGGCGGCGGCAGCGCGCGCAGCGCGAGGCGGAGGCCUACGGCAACCCCGCGGCGCCGGGGUUCGCCGCCGGCCCCGGCGGCGCGGUGCCGGCCGGCAUGCAGCCGCCCGCGCCCAAGCGCAAGCCCGACUACGGCAGCGACAGCGGGGAGGAGGAGGGCUCGCGUGUGCUUCGCCGUGUGCUGCGUCGCGGAGUGGCAGCGGCGGUCUCUGAAACGGCAGCUGCCCUGUUGGGACGCUUGCGUGGGCUGGGAGAGGCACUGGCGCUGCCCGCCGGGGUGGAGGCGCCCCUGGACUCUGUCUUCUGCGUGAAUUCAUGA